AUGCUCCGUGUGCUUGGCCAACGCCUCCCCUCGCUGCGUGCAGUGGUACCAAAUCAUGAAACCUCACGAUUGUUCCACGCAUCAGCUUCUUUUCUACACGUAGACGUGUCUAAAUUUGCAUCUCAUCCGACUGUACACGUCAAGUUCAAGCAGCGGGACGAGUCGAUUCGAGAGGUGGAGGCCAAGACGGGUAUGUCGUUAUUGGAAGUGGCCCACGCUAAUGAUAUCGACCUGGAAGGUGCGUGCGAGGCGUCCAUGGCGUGUUCCACCUGCCACGUGAUUCUGGAGGACUCGGUGUACGAUCGGCUGGACGAGGCCUGUGAGGACGAGGAAGAUAUGCUGGACAUGGCUUUCGGACUUACUGACACGUCGAGAUUAGGUUGCCAGGUAUUUGUGGACGAGAGUUUCGAAGGAACGACAGUGACGCUACCUCGAGCCACUCGCAACUUCUACGUCGAUGGCCAUGUACCCAAGCCGCAUUAA
Molecule: messenger RNA, 483 nt
Organism: Peronospora matthiolae
Lineage: Eukaryota; Oomycota; Peronosporomycetes; Peronosporales; Peronosporaceae
Source: the annotation of a GenBank genome assembly